Molecule: messenger RNA, 2825 nt
Organism: Macadamia integrifolia
Lineage: Eukaryota; Viridiplantae; Streptophyta; Magnoliopsida; Proteales; Proteaceae
Product: B3 domain-containing protein Os11g0197600-like
Exons: 5
Coding region: 482-2101 (539 amino acids)
Molecular function (GO): DNA binding
Source: RefSeq, a predicted model, not a curated record
UAUUGGCGGGCUAUAUGUACAGUGUUGAACUAGGGUUCUCAAUAUUUCACCAAAAAAAAAAAAAAACUAGGGUUCUCAACAUUGUCCAUCAAGAUCCAAGAAGAUUUGAAAGACUUUGAGCUCAGGCCUGUUCAAGAACGACUUGAUUCCCUCCUAAUUGAACAGUAGCAACCUCUUCACUUGCUUCAGAGUUACAUUCGUUGGUUGUAGAUUGAAGAUGACCCAUUGAAAUGAGAUACCGUGGAGACAGGAAGUUAGAAGCCAAAUUUUGCGAGGAUUCAAAUUUCAUUGUCAAAAACCAGAAAGUCAAGAGCAGGAUUUUGUUCCCAAGGAACUCAUCUGAAUUCGACAAACUGAGCCAAUUUUUGUUGGGAUACAUACAUUGUAUUUGUGAGAAGCUACCCUGCCGAAGGACAGCCCAGAGGGUCUCAUGAGAAAAUAGUAGAGUAUUGAGUUUGUUGUUGUUUGCAGGAAACAAAUAAUGGUGAGAAGAUGCAGGAGCUGUUUGGAGAAUCGGCCUCACUUCUUUAAGGUUUUCCUUCCUGGUUUCAGCUCAGAAUGUCUGAAAAUUCCAAUAGCUUUCUUCAGACAUCUAAAGGAAAGAGCCUCUAGUGUCGUCUCCUUAAUGGGGCCAAGUGGGAAGACUUGGCAAGUAAGAUUGGUUUGGAAUAUUGAUCGCUGGUUUUUCCAAGAUGGUUGGUCAGUGUUCGUGAGAGACCACUCAAUACAAGUAGGUGAUUUUAUUGUCUUUAGAUAUGAUGGCAAGUCACAGUUUAGUGCGAGAAUAUUUGAUAGAAGUGCAUGUGAGAAGCAGGCUGCAUUUUCUGCUAUAUGUAGUCAAGAUACUGGUUUUGUUAAAAUAAAAAAUGGAAAGAGUAGGGGGAGAGAUGUGGUGGAAACAUGUCUUGAAGGUGUGACAAGGAAAAAGAGACGGAACUAUCCUCAAGUUUGUUUAGAGAGAACAACCCGGGAAAGGGCAGUGAAAAUAGAAAUGUUUUGUGAGAACAAUUCUGAGAAAAAGGCUUUAGUUUCUGGAAAAUGUGGUCAAGACACCAAUUAUGUAAGAGAUGAUGCAAAACAUAAACAGAGCAAGACUGUGCCAAAAACUUUCCCAUUAUCGCCUUAUGCAGUAAAGAAAAAGAAAAGGAACUUCUCACCUGCCAUUCAUUCAGAGAAUGUAACCAAUAAAACUGUAGUCAUAGUGGAGGAUUCUGAUGAAAGUGCUGAUGGCAGAAAAAAUAAACAGAGCAAGACAGUGGCAAAACCUUUUUCCUUUUUGCCUUACGUCACAAAGAAUAAGAGAAGGGACUCAUCUGUUGUUCAUUUGGAGAGUGAAACCAAGAAAGCAGUUGUAAAAGCCGAGGAAUCUGAUGAAAGUUGUGAUGAGAGUGGUUCUAAGAGGCGUAAUAUAUUUGCUUCUAAAAGACAUGAAGAGUCUGACUUCCUUGGUGAUAGAAAGAAACGGGGAAGACCACCGAAGAAGAAAGAAGCUAAGGGAAUAUAUUCUUCGCCAAAUAAAUCCAGUGAAGUUAUGCCAAGUUGGAGUGGUGGGGUGAACAUGAAGCACUAUAAAAGAAAUGCAGAAAAAUUACUGAAGGGAUUCAGAGUUUCUGGCCGAUGUUCACUUCAUUUAAAUUGUUCAGAUAUUGAGCCUUGCAAGACUGUACCAGUUGAGUGUUCUUCUAAAGGAUCUUUGAUUUCACAAAGACAGAAAGUCACAAUUGAGGAAGUACAAAAAACAUUUGAUUCAGCUCGUGCUUUUCAACCAAAGAAUCCUUCUGCAGUAGUAGUCAUGGCGCGUCGCCAUGUUUAUGUUGGGUUUUACCUUGCUUUACCAAUUUCUUUUGUCAAAGUCUUCCUUCCCCAAGAUAAUCAGGAAAUGAUUUUGUGGGACUCAAAUGAUAAGGCAUGGCCUGUGAAAUAUGUUUAUGCUGAUAAACCAUGUAUGAGAGGUGGUCUUAGUGGUGGUUGGGCCAAAUUUGCAGUGGCUCAUUAUCUCGAACUGUAUGAUGUCUGUGUGUUUGAGCUUAUUAAGGCAACAGAAAUGCGAGUUCAUAUUUUCAGGGUGGUAGAAGAGGCCACUCCACCAAUCAAGGGUUAAAAUGACAAAGGCUGUCAAACAUCUUGGUUUCUUAUUUUGAUGCAAGAAAAUCAGUUAAUAAGUGAAUUGGGGCAAGAAACUGUCUCAGAUUACUAUCAGGAAUUCCAAUCUUAGGCAGUUCAGAAGAAUUUAUUUUCAGCAAUGCGAUGAAGUUGGCCAAUAUUCUUUUAUUUUGUCAUACUGGCAUCAACUUUAUAAAACUGAGAUUGGAGGGACAUUAGUGUAUCUUCCAAUUGGCCAUAUCAUCAUAAAGCUCCAUUUUGAUAAUGUUCCAUUGGAAACCCAGCUUCUUCAAGCAUAGAGGUGCGUUUAUAUACAGCAAUUCGCAUGUGGUUACAUUUUUUGGUGUUACUUGGUUUUAUCUGAACCUUUGAGGCAGGGAUCUGAUUUUUCUCAAUCAAAUGUGGAUAGUUAUUUUCUGACUAUCCCUGGAGGUUGUCUGACACACAGAAGAUAUAGCUCUGGCAUUUUCAAUAUCUAGAUGCUCCUUAAGGUUAAUGUAUGGUAAUCUAUGGCCAAUCAAGCUUUGCUAAGUGUGGUGUGCUGGAGUAUUUCUUUGUUCACUGUGCCCUUGAGAUUUUUUCUCUUUUCUGUGGGACGAUUUGAUCCUUUGCUGUUGUUGUCGUUGUUGUUGUUGUAGUUGUUGUUGUUGUUGAUGGUAUGGUUAUCUAGUGUUCCUUCUUUGAAGUUUUUAUUUAUUAAAUAAAUGAGUUAACAAAUUUAA